Molecule: messenger RNA, 720 nt
Organism: Paramecium sonneborni
Lineage: Eukaryota; Ciliophora; Oligohymenophorea; Peniculida; Parameciidae
Source: the annotation of a GenBank genome assembly
AUGUUAGAAUAGAUUUCAUCUAUAAUAUUUUCUUAAUCAGAAAAUGAAUUAGUGAAUGGAUCUAAUAAAGGAAUUUUAAUUUAUUGGGAUAUAUAACAUAAAAAAGUAUAAAUUGUUAACGAUAUUAGUUUUAUAAAAUGUAAAAGGACAUUUAUCAGGAAUUAGUUAUUUAUGUAUAUCUCCAAAUGAUAAUAAUAUAUUAAGAUCUGGAGGAAUGGAUAGUUAUAUUAAGAUUUUGGAUACACGAUAAUAACAUAGUGGAUUAACAUUACGAUCUCAUAAAUUAUCAAUUAAUAGUAUGAUAGUAUCUAAAUUUUAAAAUUGUUAGCUUCAGGUUCAAAUGAUGGAAGUGUAAAGAUUUGGGAAAUAACUACCUCAAAAUAAUUGGCAUCAUUUAAUGAAUCAGAUUGGCCUAUAAGUCGUGUUUAAUUUAACCCUGUUGAUAAAGCUAUUGCAGCAUGUUCAGAUGACGUUUGUUAAGAUAUUAGUCCAAAUAAAUAAUGUAUAUAUACAUAAAGUUUAGUGAAAAUGGUCAAUAAUUAUUUUCCUCUUAAAACUUCUCUUUAAAAGUAUGGGAUAUGGAAAGAGAUGUUUUAUUAUUAGAUUAUAUCGAUAGUUAAUGGAAAUGUAUUUAAGAUUUAUAUGUUUUUGAUAAUAAAGAUAUAAUUGGAUUAAUAACAUAAAAUUAAAUAAGUUUAAAUAUAUUUGGAACGAAGAUGA